Cuscuta europaea is the source of this 1487-nucleotide messenger RNA. Lineage: Eukaryota; Viridiplantae; Streptophyta; Magnoliopsida; Solanales; Convolvulaceae. The record is from the annotation of a GenBank genome assembly.
AGCGUGUCAAGAUUAUGUAACGCCACUUCGCUCGCCCCUCCCUUUAAUUUCUCAAACUCUCCCUUCCCUUUGACUCACCACACUACUCCCAUCCCUUCACAGUUCACACAAUUUCACUUCGAUAUCUUCAUUUGCUUCCCACUCCUCUCCUUGGCUAAGUGGCAGGGUGCAAAUUAUAGUUACAGUUGGCGAAUGGUAAUUAAUUAGUUGGGGUGAAAGAAGUAGAUGAUCUGAUGAUGGAAUGGUUAAUAGAGUUGAUGAUAAGUGUGUUGUUAUUGCUAUUAAAGCCGCUUCCACUGAUCACUAUGUGCGUGAAAAGCUGUGGUAUUGUCGUCCUAACUUGCAUCGAGCUUCUCAGAAACGCUAUCUCCCUCCAUCUUAGCAUCUUUUGGAGUGUCAUUACUUUGGCCUUUGCUACUUUUACCCUUCCUAUGCGUUUGUUGAACGCUCUUCAAAAUGAAAAAACACUUGAAAUGCAAUUGCAAGAAAUGCAAAUAGAGUUGGAGAGAGUGAACGGGGAAAGAAGGAGAUUGGAGAAACAACUAAGUGUGGCCGUCAAUGAACACAAGAUGAUGGCCUUAAUGUUAAGGGAACUCGAAGAUGAACUCGAUCAGGCUUUUCUCAAGAACGAACAGCUGGAGGAGGAGCUCCGGGGUCUGAAAGGAGAAAACCAACAGUUGAAGGAGAUUCGAGGGAAAGCACGUUGGAGCCAAAGGGAUCAUUUUCCCGCCAGUUCCAGCAAAAACAUUACUUAUAACAAUAAUAAACUUGUCGAGCAAGAGGUAGGAGUGGGCCUUGACCCGGCCCAAGCCCAACAUCACCAAAGAAGAAAAGCAGCGCUAGUGAAGAGUCUUUUCAGCGCGGGGUUAUCCGUGGUGGUGGGGACGACGGUGUGGACCGCCGAAGACCCUUGCGGGCCGCUCGUGGUUGCCUUAUUCGCGGUGGUGGCGAUGUCACUGAGCAGCGUCGUGGGCUUCUUCUUCGCCAUAAAAAACAAGCCGGCUUCAGAGGCGGUUGCUCUCCUCUGCUUCAACUGGUUUAUACUGGGAACGCUCACCUACCCGGCUCUGCCAAAGGUUGCUCUUUUCUUGUCUCCUUUGGGCCGUAAACUGUCCGGAGUGACAAUGAAGUUCUUCUCCGGCAGCUAUGUUGGUGGGCAGCUGAGGAUACCAGAUCUAUGGGUGGGAGCUUCAAGAGAGAUGGAAUCAAGAUAUUAGAGGAGAAGAGCUUGGGGAUAGGUGGCUUGAAAUUAGAGGUAGUUGGGACAUUUGCACAACAGACUGAUCACUAAGAAUCAUGGAGGCAAUUAGAGUUAGGGAGUAAUCAGUUGAGUAAAGAAUCUAGGAUCGAGACAUUAUAGAGAAUGAUGCUUAAAAUAUUACGACAAGACUGGAGGAAGCUAAAUGGCAAGUGAUUCCUACUUUGAUAUGAUUUUAAAGAUAUUAGCCAAAUUUCAUGGAAUAUGACUAAAAUAUAUUGAGUUUCCC